This is a messenger RNA of Cryptomeria japonica (Japanese cedar), 837 nucleotides long. RefSeq lists its product as uncharacterized. Gene Ontology annotation, molecular function: catalytic activity. The record is from RefSeq and is a predicted model, not a curated record. NCBI's taxonomy places the organism in Eukaryota, Viridiplantae, Streptophyta, Pinopsida, Cupressales, Cupressaceae. The transcript is spliced from 2 exons. Bases 1 to 837 code for a protein of 278 amino acids.
AUGGUGAAGCACCAUCUCGAUAGAAUAGCAAGUGACAUAAUGUUUCUACAAGAAACAAAGUGCAACGAAGAGGCAGGAGAAACAUUUGUCAAGUUUUGCAAAGGUUGGAAAGGUGUUUUUCAAGAGGUUGAUGGUUCUGUAGGAGGGCUGGGAAUCAUAUGGAAACCUAAUUUGGUUGAGGUUACUCCAAUUAGAAAGAGGAGAAAUUGGAUGGCUUGCAGAGUACAAAUCAGAUUCAGUUCUUUGGAUUUUGUUUUAUGGAAUGUUUAUGGUCCUACACCAACAAUAGAUGAGGCAAAAGUUUGGGAUGAACUUAGUCAGGGCAUUUGCUCCUACAAAAAUGAGAAGUUCAUUUUUGUUGGAGAUUUCAAUGCAAUUCUUGAUUUGUCAGAAAAAAGCGAAGGUCGUGGUAGGUGGGAAAUGAACAAUAUUCCUCUCUCUACAUCUACACUUCCUAUUGGAGUCUUAGAUCAUUUUCUGAUUCAGUUGGAGUUUAGUUCAAAAUGUUGUUGGGGCAAUGGUUAUUUCAAGUUCCAAAAUAUGUGGUGGAGAGAGAAAUCGCUUCUAAAAUCAUUGGAGUUGUGGAAUGAAUGCAGUUUCAAUGAUACCAUUAGCUAUUGCUUUGUCAAGAAAAUCACUUACAUCGAGGACAAGCUUAGAAUUUGGAACAGAGAGGUUUUUAAAACUAUCUUUGAGGGGAAGGAGGCGGUUGAGAAUGCUCUAGCAAAGUUAAAUGAAAGAGUUGUCAGUUAUGGAAUGAAUCAGGCUGACUACCUCAGAGAAAAGGAUUUGAAAGCUAAGCUAUUUGAAGUUCUUGCCAUAGAAGAAAUUUACUAG